AUGUCACAUCCAGCCGCAAAUCGCAAACGUACACGUCCUUUUGAAGGUCCGGUUUUUCUCGACAACAACUCGGAUUCGCUAGUGGACGAGAUAUUAGCGCGUCAAACAGACCUCUUGCAAGGAAAUCUGUUAGACCCAGGUUUUGGCCGUGAUACGGCCAGCAGCGCCGCUGGUGCCGGUGCUUUCAACGGAGGCCCUGCGGGACCACGUUUACUGCCAGAAGCUGAUCAAUUUGAAGACGAAGAAGAUGAUGACGUGAUUUUUCUUAAAGAACAACCCGUUGGGUUCGACGCCCCCAAUUACAAUGAUUCCUACUAUACUGCCAAAAAAUUCAAAAAACAACGAACUGUAUCGUUACCACAGUUGCCACACGCCAAGCUUUUGUACGAAACGCGUAAGGCUUUCCCACGCCGACAAAAUGAUGACGAUCUUUUGCAUCUCAGCGGCAGCUCCACCCGCACUAUUGAUGGUAAUCGCAGCGUGAUGCUGAAGGUGAUUCGCAGUGUGUCUCCCACGUCCCGAAUUUCAAGCGAGGCCACUCCCGUCGAGUCUACCAUCUUCAAAAGAGCAACCGCUGCUCCCAAACUGUCCAAGCUAGUCUCUGGCAGAAAGCGCAAGAAGGAAUUUUUCGUCACCGACAAAGAGGGACACUAUGUGUACCAGGAAAAUGAUGUUUUUAGCAAUGGCAGGUUCAUUGUCAAGCGGCUUCUUGGACAAGGGACUUUUGGGAAAGUCGUCAAAUGCAUCGAUUCAAUGCCACAACUGUGCACAAUGGAUUCCUAUCAACAGUUUGAGGAUCCAUUUGCUGAAUCUUAUCAAGAUUUCGGUUCAGGCGCUUCGAUGAAUGAUGCUGGCGCACAACAGCAGGGGAAAUUUGUCGCUGUCAAAAUUAUCCGCGCCGUGGAUAGAUACCGUGAAGCGGCAAAAACUGAGCUUAGAGUUCUCAAGACAAUUUUAGAAAACGAUCCAUCAGGUACGUUCCAAUGUCUACUCUUACGCGAGUGCUUUGACUAUAAAAAUCACAUAUGCUUGAUUACCGACCUCUUAGGCAAGUCCAUAUAUGAUUUUAUGUGUGAUAACGGCUGCGCGCGGUUUCCCGGUUCCCAAGUUCAAGCGAUUUCCAAGCAGCUCAUCCGUUCGGUAUGUUUCUUGCAUGAUUUGGGCAUUAUUCACACAGACUUGAAACCGGAAAACAUUCUGCUUUGCGAUGAGUCGUAUGUUUCAAAACCCUUGUCACAACAAGCCAUCGCAAGUCUCAGUCCUAGACGCCGUACGGCUAGUGGUGGUGAACGCAAAUUUCUGACAAAUCCGGAAGUGAAGUUGAUCGAUUUUGGCAGCGCUGUUUUCUAUAACGAGUUUCACCCGGCAGUUAUUUCAACGCGCCACUAUAGGGCACCCGAAAUAGUUCUAGGCCUUGGGUGGUCGUUUCCUUGCGAUGUGUGGUCCAUUGGAUGCGUCUUGGUCGAGCUCGUUACGGGCGAAUCAUUGUAUCCAAUUCACGAGAACUUAGAACAUAUGGCCAUGAUGCAGCGGUUCAGCGGCAAACCUUUCCCCACCAAAAUUAUCGAGAAAAUGUUUUACAAAGCGGAGCGUAAAUUGGGCAAUUUACCUCCAGACUUGAAUGCUACUGUCGUAAAACAUUUUGAUAAGGAAACUUGCGCCUUGAAGUGGCCCGAGAGGAAUCGAAAGGGUGACAUAGUCACGAAGGAAAAAUCGAUGAGGCGGGUCUUAACUACGUGUGAUCGACUUGACAAAUACAUCUGUCAGAAAAUACGACAAGAUUACGGAGAAUGGUUAUCAAUUAAUUGGGAUAUGUCUGCAGAGGAUAAUUGGGUCUCUAUUGAAUCCAGAUUCUCUGAUAAAGAACUAGAUAGGGAAACCUUUCUCUUUUGGUAUUGGUUUUUGGAUCUUUGCAAGAAAAUGUUCGAGUUCGAUCCAACGAAAAGGAUUACCGCAAGGGAGGCUAUCGAACACGAAUGGUUUAAUUUUGGGAUUUUGGAUGAAGGUAUCGCAAGCUUUGGGAAGGUUUAG
This is a messenger RNA of Lachancea mirantina, 2031 nucleotides long. The record is from the annotation of a GenBank genome assembly. Lineage: Eukaryota; Fungi; Ascomycota; Saccharomycetes; Saccharomycetales; Saccharomycetaceae.